AAAAACCAAACACAAAACGCACAGCAUUAUCUUUCACCUAUCUUUCAGCUACAAAAGAAGCGCGCCCAAUUUGUCUCCAAAACCCUAAACCCUAAAUCCCCAAUUUCUUCAUUUCUCAAUUCUCAAUCAACCAAAUGUCUCAAUCUCAAACGUUACCACUCAAGAGACAUCAAGAUGAAAAUCCCAGAGAUGAUGAUUCCUCUGAUAUCAAACCUUCUCGUCUAAAAAUUUCAUUGCCCUCUGAAGAUUCCGACAAAAAGAUUUUGAUCAAGAGGGUUAAGGAUGUUGAAAUUUGUGUUCCUAUUGUUUAUGGGACUAUUGCAUUUUUUCUGGGUAGGAAGGCUAGUGAGUCUCAAUCUCAUAAAUGGACUGUUUAUGUACGUGGAGCUUCUAAUGAGGAUCUCAGCGCUGUUGUUAAGAGGGUUGUGUUUCAGUUGCAUCCUAGUUUCAAUAACCCAACAAGAGUUGUUGAAUCACCCCCUUUUGAGAUAUCUGAAUGUGGUUGGGGUGAAUUUGAGAUAGCUAUCACUCUCUUUUUCCACAGUGAUGCCUGUGAAAAACAGUUGGAUCUGUAUCACCAUUUGAAGCUGUAUCCUGAAGAUGAAUCUGGUCCACAGAAUACAAAGAGACCUGUUGUCAUUGAAUCUUACAAUGAGGUUGUUUUUCCUGAACCUUCUGAGGCCUUUCUCGCACGUGUGCAGAAUCAUCCUGCUGUUGUUGUUCCUAGGCUCCCGGAUGGUUUGAAUUUACCAAGCCCGGUACCGGUCGAACCUAUGAAUGACAAGGAGAGAGGUGACACCAAAGAUCAUCCACUGAACCACUGGUUCCUGAACUUCUCAGAGGCUGAUGAGCUCUUAAAACUAGCGGCCGCCCGCCAGCAGGUGCAAGCUCACAUUGUUAAGCUGCGAAGACAAUUAACUUUGAUGGAAGGAUUGCCUCAGUCAAAACAGCCAUCUGGUUAGGGAUGUACAUGAUUCUGAUAUCUUAAUAGAUAUUUUUUGGGGGAUUUCCCUUUAGGGUCAAACUUGGAAGAUUAGUGAUGAAUGAUUAUGUAUAUAUAUGCAUAUCAUCUUCCCCGUAGAUUGUUUUGGAUAUAUUUCUAUCUGUGUAGAAGCCAAUUGUUUGGAGGUUUAGAAGAAUAGACAUGGUUCUUAGCGCAUUUAUGCCAAAAUAUUUUAUAUGGUGAUAGAUAUUUUUGUAUAAAUUGUACUCUGAAGUUUAAUGGUUUAUCUUAAACUUAGAUUUCUGACUGAA
Messenger RNA from Medicago truncatula (barrel medic), 1254 nucleotides. Its product is annotated as transcription initiation factor TFIID subunit 14b. The record is from RefSeq and is a predicted model, not a curated record. NCBI's taxonomy places the organism in Eukaryota, Viridiplantae, Streptophyta, Magnoliopsida, Fabales, Fabaceae. Gene Ontology annotation, biological process: regulation of DNA-templated transcription. The transcript has 6 exons. The coding region runs from base 135 to 962 and encodes 275 amino acids.